Messenger RNA from Limulus polyphemus (Atlantic horseshoe crab), 758 nucleotides. RefSeq lists its product as uncharacterized. The record is from RefSeq and is a predicted model, not a curated record. Lineage: Eukaryota; Metazoa; Arthropoda; Merostomata; Xiphosura; Limulidae. The coding region runs from base 117 to 560 and encodes 147 amino acids. The transcript has 2 exons.
CACAUGUGAUCAUCACCAGUAGCAGAUUUGUAGAACACGUGCAAUCAUUACCAGUAGCAGGCUUACAGAAUACACAUGUGACCAUUACCAGUAGCAGGCUUACAGAAUACACAUGCAUGACCAUUACCAGUAGCAGGCUUACAGAAUACACAUCCAUGACCAUUACCAGUAGCAGGCUUACAGAAUACACAUCCAUGACCAUUACCAGUAGCAGGCUUACAGAAUACACAUCCAUGACCAUUACCAGUAGCAGGCUUACAGAAUACACAUCCAUGACCAUUACCAGUAGCAGGCUUACAGAAUACACAUCCAUGACCAUUACCAGUAUCAGGCUUACAGAAUACACAUCCAUGACCAUUACCAGUAGCAGGCUUACAGAAUACACAUCCAUGACCAUUACCAGUAGCAGGCUUACAGAAUACACAUCCAUGACCAUUACCAGUAGCAGGCUUACAGAAUACACAUCCAUGACCAUUACCAGUAGCAGGCUUACAGAAUACACAUCCAUGACCAUUACCAGUAGCAGGCUUACAGAAUACACAUGUGACCAUUACCAGUAGCAGGCUUACAGAAUACACAUCCAUGACCAUUACCAGUAGCAGGCUUACAGAAUACACAUGUGACCAUUAACAGUAGUAGGCUUACAGAAAACACAUCCAUGACCAUUAACAGUAGCAGGCUUACAGAAUACAUAUCCAUGACCAUUACCAGUAUCAGGCUUACAGAAUACACAUCCAUGACCAUUACCAGUAGCAGGC